AUGUCGCUGACUAAAUUAUAACAUUAUUAACUUUCUUUCAGAAUGCAGCAGAGUAGAGACAAAUAAUUUCCUGAUUCUUGUAGUUAUUAACUUAAGGUAGUUUAUUUGAAGAUGAAGGCACAACUUAAAGAAGUUUUGGGCAUAUCUUAGGUAAAAUACAAUGGUUCUCUAUACCUUAUCCUUGUGGAUGCCUGUUUUCCUUCUCCCUUUUCUACUUCUAAUUAAAAGAAAGAUGGGAGUUGAAAGAGAAAACAAGCAUCUUCCACCAAGCCCUCACAAGUUUCCAAUUAUAGGCAACGUUCAUCAACUUGGAGGAUUGCCUCACCGCUCCUUGUGGCAACUCUCCAAGAAAUAUGGCCCAGUCAUGCUUCUCCAACUUGGUCGUGUACCUGCUGUUGUAAUUUCCUCAGCUGGGGCAGCAGAAGAGGUUCUAAAGAUUAAUGAUCUUCUUUGUUGCAGUAGACCUCCCUUAGCUGGUGCUGGAAGACUUUCAUACAAUUAUUCAGACAUAGCCUUUGCUCCAUAUGGUAAUUACUGGAGAGAGAUUCGGAAAAUAUGUGUUCUUGAGCUUUUUGGCACAAAAAGGGUGCAGUCGUUUCGGUUCAUUAGGGAAGAAGAAGUUGCUUUGUUGGUUGAUUCAAUCUUUCAGUUUUCAACUUCUGCAACUCCUGUUGAUCUUACUGAGAAGUUUGUAACACUUUCUGCAAAUAUAACAUUUAGGAUGGCUUUUGGAACAAACUUUGGAGCAACUGAUUUUGAAAAGGAUAGAUUCAAAAAAUUAAUUGAUGAUGCCCAGGCCUUGUUGGGAAGCUUCUCUGCAAAUGAAUACUUUCCACAUGUAGGUUGGAUUAUCGACAAGGUUUCUGGUUAUCAUACAAAGACAGAAAGAGUUUUCCAUGAGCUGGAUACUUUCUUCCGAUGGGUAAUUGAUGAUCAUAUUAAACAUGGAAAUGGAAGGACAGACAAUGGACAGGAAGACAUUGUUGAUGUGCUACUAAGAAUGGAGAAGGAGCAAACUGGAGUUGGUUCAAUUCAGCUGACAAAAGAUCACAUUAAGGCAGUUCUCAUGGACCUAUUUUUGGCUGGAGUAAACACCAGUGCAGUUACCCUGAUCUGGGCUAUGUCAGAGAUCGCUAGGAAUCCAAGAGUGAUGAAGAAAGCACAAGAAGAAGUUAGAAAUGUUAUAGGAAAUAGAGAAAGAGUCACAGAAAGUGACAUUGAUGAGCUUCCUUACCUUCACAUGGUAAUAAAAGAAACUCUGAGAUUGCACCCUCCUGCCCCAUUGCUACUUCCAAGAGAAGCCAUGUCGAAUUUUAAAAUCAAUGGUUAUGAAAUUUAUCCCAAAACGCUGAUCCAAAUCAAUAUUUGGGCAAUUGGAAGAGAUCCUAACUACUGGAAGGACCCAGAAGAAUUCUUUCCUGAAAGGUUUGUGGAUAGUUCCAUUGAAUUUACAGGACAAAAUUUUGAGUUUUUGCCAUUUGGAGCUGGUAGAAGAGGUUGCCCUGCACUAUAUAUGGGAACUAUAUCAGUGGAGCUUGUGCUUGCAAAUUUAUUAUAUUAUUUUGAUUGGAAACUGCCAAAUGGAGUUGAAGGAAUCAACAUGGAAGAAAAAGCUGUUCCUAGUCUCACCGUAUCCAAGAAGGAAGCUCUCAAACUUGUGCCUGUCAAUUUCCUGCAGUAGCUAUCUGAAGAUAAAUAUAAUGUAAGCUGAAGUGCAUUGCUUCACGUCUGUAUACUCUUAAUCAUAGUGUCAAAUUAUGUUUUUUAAUAUCUCUUUUUACAACACGGAAGAGAAAUAUCAAACUUCAAAGCUAUAUUAUGUACUGGAAUGAUCAAAUUAUGAAAAAGAAAUAUCAUUUCUCUA
This is a messenger RNA of Hevea brasiliensis (rubber tree), 1864 nucleotides long. Its product is annotated as cytochrome P450 71B36. The transcript has 2 exons. The coding region runs from base 161 to 1681 and encodes 506 amino acids. NCBI's taxonomy places the organism in Eukaryota, Viridiplantae, Streptophyta, Magnoliopsida, Malpighiales, Euphorbiaceae. The record is from RefSeq and is a predicted model, not a curated record. Gene Ontology annotation, molecular function: oxidoreductase activity, acting on paired donors, with incorporation or reduction of molecular oxygen; iron ion binding; monooxygenase activity.